This is a messenger RNA of Priapulus caudatus, 1817 nucleotides long. Its product is annotated as trichohyalin-like. NCBI's taxonomy places the organism in Eukaryota, Metazoa, Priapulida, Priapulimorpha, Priapulimorphida, Priapulidae. The coding region runs from base 73 to 1689 and encodes 538 amino acids. The record is from RefSeq and is a predicted model, not a curated record. The transcript has 17 exons.
AUGUAAACACUUGUGUGUAGACGUUUGUCCUGGAAAUGCCAGAGUGUAAUAAUUUUCACCUGCGCUGCAAAUAUGACUGACGAAUUAGCGAAAGUUUGUAAUGCAGAAUUUAUUAAGUACAUAGAUACCCAAUAUUUGAAGGCUAAAGAUGACAUAAAUGUAUAUUUGGAAACGUUGGAGACCGGCGCGAAAAUUAAAAAAAGCGUCAGCUACUACUUGGAUCUGGAUGACAGAGUUGGAUAUUUUGGCAAAGAUGUUGAAACACAGACAGAGGAGACUGAUAUUUUGUCAAUAUCAAAGACACAAAGUUUUAUCAAAGACAUGUGCAAGGUGGCAGAAAAAUUAAGACAUGACAUGGAGCGCACUAAGCACAGCCUCGUUUUCAGCUAUCAAACUGAGCUACGAACAGCAGCAGUUGAUCUAUAUAGCAGAGUAAAUGAAAAAGUCUCUGAGAUUCAGGCAAAACAGGUUGAGCAAACAGAAACACUUCGGAGAGCAUACAAGCAACAGCUAGCUGAUGCUAUUGCAAAGUUCUCAGCAACAUGGAAGAAAUACUACGAAACACAGAUGUCGGGUGGGAAGCAGAAAUUAGAGUUGCAGUUGCAGCAGCUAAGAAAAGAUAAGAAGCACCUUCUUGGAACAAUCCACAAGAAAGAUGCAAUAAUUGAGAUGUUGCGAGAGCAGGCGCAGACCUUUGUCAGUGAGUCAACCUUGACUGAGAUGGGGGAAGAGGAAGAGGAGGAGGAAAAGGAAGACCAAAUAGAGGUGAAUCCUGAAUCACUCAUCUCAUCAGAAGACCUGCAAAAGUUAGAGGAGGAGGUGCGAAAAUGGAAAAAGGAUGCCCUUCACUUGCAGAGGGAGGUAAAGCAAAAGGAUGACACCAUAGAUGCAUUAAGAACGGAAUCUGAAACCCAAGAGAAACAAUUGGCUUCUGAGAGGAAGCUGUCGGAGCAGAUGGAGCAAGAAAUCCAAAGGCUGCAACAGUUGAUUGAGAGGGAAAAAGAAACUCAGCGAAAAAUGAUGGAGCUGCAGAUGCGAAAUAUUGAGAAAGAGAUGGAGAGCCAUAUGAUGAACACAAAGAAGGCACUGCAAGCCCAAGCAGCAAAGGAUCAUCAGGCACUAAAAGAUAUGGAGAGGCAGCGGCAAUUACUUGAUGACAAGGUGAAGAAGCAGGUGGAGGAUGCCCAGGAAAAGCAAAUUCCUGAAUCUGGUGGAACAGCUCAUGACUGGAAUCAGGCAAAACGUGUAAAGAAACUUUUAGAAGUAGAGAUUGAAAGGUUAAAAAGUGAGCUGAAGAAAACUAACUAUAAGUGGGAGAAGAAAUGUGCAAUUCUUCAGCAAAGUAUUCAUGCACUCAAGGAUGAAAGCUAUCUGCGUCAGAGUUUACACCGGCAGACUACGUCAAUACGUUAUGCCACAGUUGCAUAUGGCUAUUGUGAUAGUCCAUUAGGUAUUGUCCCUAGUCAACCACCUAUAAUUUCAUCAAAGAAACCAUUGCCUAAUAUUAGUAAGACAAGGUAUCCAGGUGACCACAUAUCAUGUGCGGACAAUAAUGUUGGUCCGUUUGUUACUGAUUCUGGUAGUAUCAGCAGUCUGGCCCUCACUAAAGGUGACCAAAUAAUGACAGAAGAGGAACUACAGGACCUGGGGGUGCCCCUGCUACCUUCUCCCCCCAUCCGCGAUCCUUAGUUUCACAGCUAUCGCAGGAAUCUCUAGUCGCAUUGAUGUUGACGGUUACUCUGGGAUGCAAAGCACGACUGAUGCCUGUGAACACGUUCUUUGCCAUGCUCCUUGCAAAAUUAUUGUGUCAAUAUCUU